AUGAACGAUAGCGUUAAGGUUCAACUAACUUCGUCGAAGAAGAAUCAACUUCACCGGCCUCAGCUCGUCCUGUUGACCAAUUUCACCGCGGGUGCUGGAACUGGUGGUCAAGCGAGACCAAAUAGAACGGCGAGCAUCUUGUCUAUCGCUCUCAGCGUCACGAUUCCCGUUCUUCUGUUUUUUCUCUCUGUUAUACUGGCACGACACUAUUGGAGGCGCCAUACGCACAAAACCAUAGAGACCGAGUAUACUAUCCAGCCUUGCGAAGAUGCUGAUACUGGGGUGAAAUCGCAACCAUCCAAGAACGAGCGACCGUCGUCAGCCGGGAAGGCGUCUGGAUCCGGCCGUGUGCCGUGGAAAUUUGGUGUGUCAGCAUGUAUUGCGAUUUUGCCUUUGGUCACUCUGUUAGCCGUUUUGAUAUCACUACUGUUGCGAUACCAUGUCAAACCGUCUUCGCACUCGAGGGCUGAUUUUGUGUACAAUGAGAGCGGAUCAGACCCAACAGCCUUCUAUGUGGACUUUGAUGCGACCCAGUACACGACUGUGGCGUCAUGGACAAGUACUAUUGCCCUGCUACUGCCCGGUUUUUUGACAACUUUGCUCUGGCAUAGACAGAGUGAACAGCUUAGCUCCGACGCGUUAUUCUCACGCCACGAAAGACUCUUGACGCCCUACCAGCUGUCUUUACUUCUCGGUCUAAAAAGCGGAACUCUGGGGUCUCUGUGGGAAUAUUUAUCCUACGCUAAGUCUCGUCGCCGCGAAAAACAAUCCAUGUUCCUUUCUCACACCGGCUUUGUCGUGCUCAUAUCUACUGUUCUCGGACUCGGGCUUUGGAUGGUAGAUACUUGGCUGCACAUUGGAACCUCCACGGUUUCUUUCACCACUUCUUCUCAGAGUGGGACAAUAGAUGAUCCUAUGGAAUCCUGGGGGCGUACUCUUACCCCAAACUGCACAUCCAGCAACUCAGCUUUCAUUGGUGAUCCAUACAGUUGUAUCAUGGAGCGAUUGCUCGCCGACGUGCCACCGAUUCUCACCGACCCAGAGAAAUUUGUUGCUGUAAUCUCCGGAAGAGACACCGAAUCCGACAUAGUCACCGUCACGGUUGGAGAGGAGCGCGUAGCUUAUAUUGGACCAACUUUUCACCGGGAAAAUCUUGACUAUCAUGCCAAUACAUAUGCUGUCCGGUCAGCCUGUCAAACGAUCGACGAGUGGUGUUAUCUGUCGCCGCAGAACGGUUUGAAUGGCACGACAGUUUUAUCCCAACACUCUUUUCGCGAAAUGUGGCAACUUUGCACAAUCGUUGCAAGCGGAGUUUUUGGCCUCGUGACAUCAUUUUUCACUGACCAGAAGUGGCAAGAAGUAAUGACUGUCGACAAUACUGCAAAUGCCUUCUACACCGUUUCCCGAAUAGACUCCCGCAUUAGACCCAGCCCCUAUGGACUACCUGCCUACUGGAGCUUACAAUCCAACUCAUUCCCGACGUUCAACAAUUUCAUAGGUUGUAGCACAGAAUUGGUCAAUCUCACGUACACUUACGUCAAAGGAUCCCUCAAAUCAACAGAAAUGAGCCCACUCAACAACCUGGACCUAGUGAACGCAAUAUUCUUACCGACAUUGUACAACUUUGACCCUUUUCUUUCCAGCGGAGCGGCCACUACAGCCACUGUUGACAACCGAGAGUCUGCACUGGAAAACUGGAUUGACACUUGGCACAGACACUACUUAUCACUCGCAGUACUUGCAGUCGAACCUGCAGACAACCUGGACCAGCAGCAGAGAUACUCAAGACUAGUUGCACGUAUUCCCAAGGCACCGCUACUAACUCUCGGGGUGCUUCUUUUACUCUCAAUCCUCUUCAAUGCUUGGGUUCUGUUUCAUUCGCUGAGGCGAACAGACUUGAGGGCAACGCAGCCCAAGCAAGAGAUCAUCUCCAUUGCCGGGCUAGCAGCGAGCGCUUUCGACAAGAACGUCACCAACCGCGGGCAACCAGUUAACGUAGCUUGGGACCUCUUCGAAGGGUCCAAGGAGGAAACUAUGAGCACCCGUGUCGGCAUUGGAGAGAACCCUGUGGGAGGUCAUCGAUUCUUUGCCUUCUGUGGUGGACAUGGAGACCCGAUUAUUGAGGGGCGAAUCGAAACAGUAAAGUCAGAGGCGGAGUUAAGCGGGAUAAAAGUGUCAGAAAGUGCCGUCGCCGUUGAGGACAGUACGAGCGGUGACAACGGCAUUGGGAGCAGGACUUAA
Glarea lozoyensis ATCC 20868 is the source of this 2241-nucleotide messenger RNA. RefSeq lists its product as uncharacterized. Bases 1 to 2241 code for a protein of 746 amino acids. The record is from RefSeq and is a predicted model, not a curated record. NCBI's taxonomy places the organism in Eukaryota, Fungi, Ascomycota, Leotiomycetes, Helotiales, Helotiaceae. The transcript has 3 exons.